UGCCGUUCGCUCAUUGUUCGUUGUGCUCGUGUUGUGCGAUUUUAUUAUUAUUAUUAUUUUUUGUGCUCGUUUGAAGAUUUUGAAUACUUCGACUUUCAAUCACAAUAAUAUCGGUUUUUUUUUUUAUUAUUAUUAUUAAUAUAUUAUUUAAAGAAGAAAACUUUGUUGGUUUUUUUUUUUUUUUAUUCGAGCAAGACGUUUUGUGAAGUGUGUUCGGAUCGUUUGGCCGUUUUACUAUGGCAAUCAUGGACUCAAAUCCGGAAAGCAAUCAGUACCAGUACAUACAAGAUACUUCUUUAGCUUCGUUGGACUCCAAGACGAGCCCGCUAGCCAUGUUGGUGCGGACCUGCAGUCAAAUCGGCGCGGACCCGCCGAUGGCGGCCACCGCGAAGUCGAAAAAACCCGCCGCCGCCGCCGCGCCCGUUUCGGCCACAGCCGCCGCUGCAGACCGACCACACAGCGCGUCACCGGCCUCCGCGGCCGUGGCGUACUUGGGCCACGCGGCCGCCAAGCACCACCGGAACCACAACAACAACUACAUGGAAGAGCCGCCCAAACCGGCGAAAUUGAACUUCAAACCGUACGAGAACACCGUGUUGACACCGUCGCCGCAUCACGCCGUGCAGCACCAUCACCAUCACACUUCGCCGUACGGUCUGCAUCUGCAUUCCAGCCACAACAACAACAACAACAACAAUAGCAACAACAACAACAACAACGACGACGACAGCCGGCCCAAGAGCAGUAGCUCGGAUGAGAACGGCAGUGGCCACGGCAAGAAGCGCAAGUCCGCGUCGCCGCGCGACGAUUACGGCGCGCACCACAAGAGCAGCCGCCGGUCGUCGUCGUCGGCCUCGUCGUCCGAAACCGCGGCGGCCGCGUCCACCGCCAACUCGUCCUCUGCCGCCGCCGACCCGUCCACCAACCCGAUCAUCCGGUCCGGUCUGGAAGUGAUGCACGGCGCCACUGCCAAGGCGUUCUGCCCGCCGCCGCCCAUGCCCGCCCACUCGCCGUACAAACCGGACCCGCUGGCCGCCUUCCGGCACACGUACCUGCCCGGCGCCCCGUGGAUGCCGGCCGCCGUGUCGCUGGCCGCGGCCGCAGCGGGAAAACCGUCGCCGUCCGACUGCAAGGACCCGAUGUGCGGCGGCCCGGCGUCCGGGUGCGGCCAACAGCAACAGCACGCUGCGGCCGCGGCCGCGCUGGCGUUCGCCACCCAAUACCACCCGAUGAUGGCCGCGGCCGGCGCCUGUCCGGCCGGUUGCGUGCAGUGCGACCACCAGCGGUACCUGUCGUCGCUGAUGGCCGCCGCGUCCGUGCCCGCGUUCUACGCGCCCGUAGCCCGCCCGUACACGUGCAGUUGGGUCAUUCCGGGCGGCCACAUGCAAUCGUCGUCGCCGUCCGCCGCGGAAGCGGCCGCCGUGCCGUCGCUGUGCGGCAAGAGCUUCAGCACGUCCGACGAACUGUUGCAGCACAUCCGCACCCACACGUCCGGCGCCGGCAGUGCCGCCUCCGCGGCCGCUUGCAUGGCCGCCGGAGCCGCGGGACCGAUGUCGCCCACCACCGCGGCCGCGUUCUCCGCGUACAACAGCCACCUGUCACGGCACCUGUUCCACCACCCGUCCGCGGCCGCCGCUUACGGUAAACCGCCGCCGUCCAUGAUGCCGCCGUCGCCGUUCAGCGCGUUCAACCCGACGGCCGCGUACUGCUACCCUCCGCCACCGUCCUCGGCCGCGGCCGCCGCCGCAGCGUACCAUCACCACCACCAUCAACAGCUGUACUCGCCCCGCGGAGACACGUCCGCCGCCACCGUUAGCCGUUAACGCGACGACAAAAAUCAUAUUAUAUUAUUAUUAUUAUUAUUAUUAUCAUUACAUUGAUGUAUAGUGACACACUGUGAUAGCGCUUGUAUGUUAUAUUACAAUUAGUCGUCCGACAAUCGGAUCGGGACGAACACCGAUAAACGCGCGACGCGAUAUUUCCUCUCUCUCUCUCUCUCUCUCUCUCACUCACUCUGUCUCAGUCAAUCCGCAGCAUUUGCGGGCGGCGACACGUCUCGUUUCGUUACGUUAUAUUAUUAUCAAUCGUCGUCGACGCGGUGACGGGUGCGUAGUAGGUACCGCCGCCGACUUACCGCGAGCCUUUUUUUUGACCGGUCGCCCGCCCGCGGGGCCGUCCCGCGCCGUACACCGUCUGCGAGCGAACCGUAUAAAUAUACUAUAAAAUAUGUGAUGUAUUUUAUUUAUUAUUAUUUCGUGUAUUGAUUAUCGUCUGCUCACCGGUCUCUCGCGAGAUGCGAUGCGAUGAUUUUUUUUUAUUAUUAUUUUUAUUGUGUUUUUUUUUUCAAAUUUUUUUUUUUUUUUUUUUGUUAACCGUUGUAGACGUCGCAUCAUGCAAUGCCACCACACCGACACCAUAUAAUGUGUACUUUAUUGAUUUACGAGUUAUUUAUUAGUAGUACUCUCUCUCAUUUUUAUUUUUUUUUUUCCAUUUUAUUACGACCUCGUUGUUAUUUUAAUUUAAUACCGACGGCGUGUGUGAUCUAUCGUCGACGUUUUAUAUUAUACACGCCAUAAUAUAUUAUAUUACAUUAGAUUAUUAUUAUUAUUAUUAUUAUUUACCUACUCGUGUACAAAAUAAUAUUUGUGUCAAAA
Molecule: messenger RNA, 2654 nt
Organism: Rhopalosiphum maidis (corn leaf aphid)
Lineage: Eukaryota; Metazoa; Arthropoda; Insecta; Hemiptera; Aphididae
Product: zinc finger protein Noc-like
Exons: 2
Coding region: 237-1823 (528 amino acids)
Biological process (GO): negative regulation of DNA-templated transcription
Cellular component (GO): nucleus
Source: RefSeq, a predicted model, not a curated record